UAAAAAAAGCAAGAUGCAGAAGAAUUCAUAUAAUGGGAUUCCGAUUUCAUAAAUUUUAAAACCAGGAAAAAUCAAACAACAUAUAUUUUAGGGAUGCAUACGUAUAUAUUAUAAAACUUUUUUUUUUUUGGAGACAGAGUCUCCCUCUGUCGCCUAGGCUGGAGUGCAAUGGCGCGAUUUCGGCUCACUGCAACUUCCGCCUCCCGGAUUCAAGCCAUUCUCCAGCCUCGGCCUCCCGAAUAGCUGGGACUACAGGCGCACGCUGCCAAGCCCGGCUAAUUUUUUGUAUUUUUUUUAUAGGGACGGGGUUUCACUGUGUUGCCCAGGCUGGUCUCGACCUCCUGAACUCAGGCAAUCCGUCCGCCUUGGCCUCCCAAAGCGCUAGGAUUACAGGCGUGAGACACCGUGCCCAGUCUGUAAAAUUAUUUUUUAAAGUCAAGAAAAUAAGCAGAAAUUCAGAAGAAGAGUUAACCUCUUGGAGAGACGGAGGGCGUACACUGAGAAGGGGGCACACAAAGGACUAGAAAGAUGUCCUUUUUUAAAACUAUGUGUCUAGUACACUCAAUAUGAUUAUUAAAUUAUACAUAUAUAUUUUUGUUUGCAUGUUAUCUAGUUCAUAAUUAAAAGUAGAAAAAAAGUAAACAGAUGAAGGAAUGAAUGAUAAGUCAGAAACACUGAAACAGAGCAAGAAAAGACUACAAUGCGAAAAUAAAGCUAAAAAUUGAUUUUACUGAAAAAAUCUAUUUAAGAGACAAGCUUCUGGCAACAUAAAAAAUAUGAAGAAAAGAGAAAGUACAAAUCUACAACCUUAGGAAAGAGAUGAAGGGUAUAACCAAAUAUAUGGAAGAGAUAUUCUGAAAAUACAUUUUGUACAUUUUCAGAUAAAUGUUAAAAUAAGAAUAAAAUGAAUGAUGUUCUUACUAACAGAAACUACCAAGAAUUAUUAAAGAAGUGAAAAUAUGAAAAAAAUCAAGUCACUGAACAUGCUGUCAAAAUUGUCCCAAAAAAACCAGACACACAAAGUAUCAUAAACCAACUUAUUCAUAAAGAAUUCCAGAGAAAGCUUAGUUGACAUGUUACAUAAGCUAUUCCUAAAAAUAGGAAAAAAAUUAAUCAAUUAAUCUCACGAAACCAGCAUUAACUUGACAUUAAAAACUUGAUUAAAUUAGCACAUACAAAAAAAGAGAUACUCAAUACUAAAAUUCUAAACACUCACAGCUGCUGGCUGAAACUUAGCAUAAUACUAAAAUAAAAAAAUGUAUUAUCAAGUGUGUGUGCUACUAAAUAUGGAAAUUUUAAAAAAAUCUGUUACUAAAUUAUAUCUAGUGAUAAUGGAGAAGAGUAUAUGAUCACCCCAGUAAGUAUCAAAAAUGAAUGUAAUAAAAUGUAAUAUCCAUUCCUUGUUAAGAACAAAAAACAGUAAACUAGCCGUAGAAACUUUAACAGGAAAAAUAAUAUCUACUUUAUAUCAAUAGCCACUUCUUUAAUUCAUGGUGAAACAAAAAGCAGUUUCAUUGAAUGAGAAACAAGAAACAUGAAUACUGGCUAUCACACUAUAAUUUAGCAUUUCUGAAAAUUCUAGCUAAUAAAAUAAGAGUAGAAAUAUAUAUAAAAUUAUAACUGACAGAAAGACAGGUAAGAUGAUAUAAUUUAAGGAUGAUAUGACUAUCUUAAAUUCCAAAAGGAACUGAAUGAUAAAACCCUCUUCACAAAGGCAACAAAACUCUAAACUAUCUAUCAAACUUAGGAUCUAUAUCAAGAAAACUAGAAAACUUUCCUAACACAUACAAAAGAAAAUAUUUUGGGGAGAAAUAUUAUGCUCUUGAAUCAUAAGACUCACUAUCACAGAGGUAUCAACUUUAUCCAAAGUUACGUAUAAGUUCAGUGCAAUUAAAAGAAGUACCUCAUCUGAAAACUUUAUCAACAGAAAUAAACAAAAAAUUUUGGAAACAAAUGGACUUGAAUUACCAAAUAAUAAAAUGUGUUCUAAAAGCACAAUAAUGGAAAUUGUAGAACAGAGUAGAAUGCCUGGAAACAAACUCAUAUUAAUAUGUUACAAUUUCAUCAAUGACAAAUCUGACAUUUCAAAUCAGAGGGAAAAUAAUGACUCAUUUAAUAAGUGGACUGAAAUGAAAGAUCAACAAUCACAGAGACCAUAUCCCUACUUCACAUAAUACAGCAAAACAAAUUCCAGCUAUAUUAAAUUUCCACUAAAAUGGGCAAAAAUUAUGCCAUAAAAGACUAAGAAUAAAUGCUUACAUAUUUUGUCAUGAGGAUAGCCAUCCCCUCACUCCAAGGAAGGAAUGUAGGAAGAAAGGAAGGAAGAAAGGAGGAAGGGAGGAGAACAGUGAGACGAGAAAGAAGCACAAAAAUAUACAUUAAUCUGUCAUAAAAGUUUAAAUUACUGUCCUUUAAAAAAUCCACAAUAGGCAAAAUGAACAGCUAUUCAGAAUGAAAAGUAAGUAUUUUUGUUAAUGUAUGUGACAGACAAGAAAUAAACCCAUUAAUGUUUUAAAAAUCUUUCUAUAUCAAUAAGAAAUGAAAAACACCUCUCAAGUUGCAUUUUUUAAACAAUAAUACGAGUAGUGCUGAGAGCCUCAUGAAAUAAACAUGUCUGUUAUUGCUAGCAAUAUCCUUCCUGGAUGGCAAGCACAUCAUUUCUGGAGAGUAAUUUGACAGUAUUAUCAAAAGUCUUUACCAAGGGCAUACUCAUUGACCUUCUACAUCUAGAAAUUUAUCAUAAGAAAAUAACAGCAAUAUAUACAAAGAUUUGUAGAGAAAGCUUAUACCCCUGUUUAAAAUACUGAAAAUUUCGAAACAAACCAAGUAUAAAAUCUAAUAUAGUAAAACAAAGUGAUAAAAUAUAUGGUACAUCAUAUUAAAAUUAUGUUAUAGAACACUAUUAAAUAAAGUAAGGAAAUACUUAUAUUGUUAAAAACAGUUGCAAAAAUUGUAUGGCCAAUAAUUGUAUACAUGUAGUUAAUACAUACACAUUUGGAGACUCCUUAUGUAAGUGUAAAGACAGACUAGAAGGAUAUACAUCAAUGUUAAUGGUGAACACUGCUAAAUUAACAAAUUAUGAGUAAAAUGUGUUUUCUUUUCUGUAUUUUCUAUAUUUUUUAAAUUUUUGAUAGUGAACAUGUAUCUGCUUUAUAAUCUGGUUUUUAAAAUAUACUUAUUAAGAAGGCACAUAAUGAAGAGAAGAAAACGAGUUAAGAUAGUAGAGAAGAUGACACAUGAACACCUAUGACUGUAUCUGAUUUCAAACCUCCAGUCCCAAAAUUCAUAUAAUCUAAGGACCUGAAAACAAUCUUAUAAAGAAAGUUGUAAAACUGUGAUCAGAAUUUUUUUUAAUCAUGAAAAAUAAGGCUUGCAUGCAGAACGGAAGCACUCUGAUAUUACCAUUCUACAAACUUCUAAAAGAUUUCUGUGAAUUCUUUGUAAAAAUUCUAAAAUGCAUUUUUUAAAGGUCAGAUUUUGGGUGUAUACAAUAAUGUGAAGUGAUUUAUCAAUAACAACAUGGAACUACUAUAAGCAAGCCGUUCACACCAAUCUCAUUUCCUCCUAUAACAGGAUAUGCAAGGCUGUACAUAAGGAAAAUGAUAUAGAUGCACAAUAUCUUUUUUUUUUUGGAGACAGAGUCUCGCUCUGUCACCCAGGCUGGAGUGCAAUGGCACUAUCUCGGCUCACUGCAAGCUCCGCCUCCCAGGUUCACGCCAUUCUCCUGCCUCAGCCUCCUGAGUAGCUGGGAUUACAGGCACCCGCCACCAUGCCUGGCUAAUUUUUUUGUAUUUUUAGUAGAGACGGGGUUUCACCGUGUUAGCCAGGAUGGUCUUGAUCUCCUGACCUCAUGAUCCACCUGCCUCAGCCUCCCAAAGUGCUGGAUUACAGGUGUGAGCCACCGCGCCCGGCCCCGAUGUACAAUAUCUUAAAAGCAUUUGACAAAAUUGUCCACAUCAGUUCGAAUACUAUUCUAUACUACUAUCAACAACAUAAGGCUAAUGUCAGUAAGAAUAGCAGACUAAGGAUCUCCAGAAAUUCUCUCUCCUCCACAAAUGCAAGAGAAAACUGGAAAAAAAGUGUUGGAAUCAACUUAUUCUGACCUGUAGAUGUUAAUCAAUCAAGAGGUAUUUGUUCAAGAAAAAUGGCUCAAUCUCAGUAAGAACAGCAAGCUUUGUGAUGUCUUAACUUACUCUAUUUCAUGACCAAUACUCACUUUGUCCAAAACACUUCUCUAUGUUACCUAUGGUAAAGCCUAGAAAUAAUAAGCUCCCAUAAAAAGGAAAGAGGAUCCAAACAGAUUUUCAAAAUAACUUCAAUAGGCUAAAAGUGGCAGAGUGAAAUUUAACAUAAAUCAUUACACGAUACACAUCACAUCAGAAAACCAAAGAAAAGAACAUGCUAGAAAAGGCCCCACAUCCAUUACUGGGAACUGUUCAUAUGAAAAGUCUGAGAAGUUCUAACUGACUUCAAGAUUCCUAUAACCCAAUCAAAUAACAAAAUGAUUUUUUUAAAUACUAAUAUUGUUCAAUCCAUCAAGAAGACAUAGCAGCUAUAAACAUAUGUGCACCUAACAACAGAGCCCCCAAAAUAUAUGAAGCAAAAAAUUGACAAAAUAGGAGGGAGAGACAGACCAUUCCACAAUGGUUGGAGACUUCAAUAUCCCAUAUUUAACAAUAGACAGAACAACUAGACAGAACAGUAAGAAAACAGAUGACUUGAGGAACACUGUAAACCUAUUAGACCUAACAGAUACAUACAGAACAUCCCACCCAACAACAGCAGAGCAUACAUUCUUCUCAGGUGCACAUGGUAUAUUCUCCUGAAUAGACUACAUGUUGGGCCACAAGACAGGCUUUAAUAAACUGUUUAAAAUUUGAGGAAAAAAAGGAAAUCAUACAAAGUACCUUUUCUGACCAACAUGGGAUAAACCAGAAAUUAAUAAUAGAAGGAAAACUGUAAAACUCACAAAUAUGUAGAAAAUAAAUGGCACUGUAUUAAAACAACCAAUGCGUCAAAGAAAAAAAUCACAUGGUAACUUAGAAAAUAUCUUGAGACAAAAGAAAACAAAACAUACUAAUACUGCAAUAUUUAUGAAAUGCAGUGAAAGGAGUGCUCAGGGGACAUUUACAGCUGUAAACACCUACAUUAAAAAAGAAAAAAAAAGACAUCAAUAACCUAACUGCACAUCUUGAGUAAAUUUUAAAAAGAGCAAAUAAACCAAAAGCUUGUAGAAAGAAGGAAAUAAUAAAGAUUAGCAUAGAUAAAGUAGAGAAUACAAAAACAAUAGAGAAAAUCAAAGAAACCAAAGUCUAUUCUUUGGAAACACCAACAAAAUUAAUAAAUCUUUCGCUAGACUGACUAAAGAAAAAUGAAGACGACUCAAUGAGAAAUGAAAAAAGAGAAAUUACUACAGGCUUUACAGAAAUAAAAAGAAUUAUUUUAAAAUGCUAUAAAUAAUUGUACACCAACAAACUGUAUAACCUACAUGAAAUGGGAAACACAAACAAGCAAAACAGACUCAAAAAUGAAUAGAAAAUCUGAAUAGACCUAUAACAUGUAAGGAGAUUGAAUCAGUAAUCAAAAGCCCCCCAACGAAGAAAAGGCCAAGACCAAGACUUCACUGAUGAUUUCUACCAAACAUAUAAAGAAUUAGCACCAAUUCUUCUUAAAAUCUUCUAAAAAGCUAAAAGGGAGGGUAUACUUUCAAGCUCAUUUUAUCAGGCCAGCACUAACCUGAUCCCAAAGCCAAAGACAUAAGGAGAAAAAAAAAAAAAAAAAACUACAGGCCAAUAUCCCUGAGAAUAUAGAUGCAAAAAAUUCUCAACAAAAUACUAGGAAACCAAAUUCAGCAGUAUGUUAAAAGGAUCACACACCACGACCAAGAGGGAUUUAUCCCAGGAAUGCAAGGGUGGCUCAAAACAUGAAAAUCAAUAAAUGUAAUAUGUCACAUGAGUAGAAUGAUGGAAAAAAACACACAAUCAUCUCAAUUGACAGAGAAAAGGCACUUGAAAAAUUCAAUACCCUAUUAUGAUUAAAAAUAAAAUUUUGAAAAACUAGGAAUAAAAUGAAACUCUCUUAACAUCAUAAAAGAUAAUUAAGAAAACGCACAGCUAACACCAUAUUCAGGUAAAAGACUGAUAGCUUUUUACCUAAAAUCAGGAAUAAGACAAUGAUGACCAUUUUCUCCACUUCUGUUUAACACAGUACUGGAAGUUCUGCCUUAAACAUGACACCAAGAGCAAAGGCAACAAAAGAAAACACAGAUACAGUAGAAUUCCUUAAAAUUACAAUUUGUGUGCAUCAAAGGACGUUGUUAAAAGAGAGUGAAAAGACAACCCACAGGACAGGAGAAAAUAUUUUCAAAUCAUGUAUCUGAAACUCAACAAUUCAACAACAAAAAAACAAACACCUCAAUUUGAAACUAGGCAAAGAAGUUGAAUAAGUAUUUCUCCAAAGAACACAUACAGAUGGCUAAUAAGCACACCAAAAGGUGUCAACAUCAUUAGUCACUUAGGGAAAUGCAAUCAAAACUGCAAUGAGAUACCAUUUCACAACGGCUAGGAUGGCUAUAAUCAAAAAAUAGAAAAUAACAAGUGUUGGCAAGGACGCAAACUAAAAUCCUCAUACAUUGCUGCUAUGGAUGUAAAAUGGAAAAUGGUUUGGAAGUUUCUCAAAAAGUUAAAAAUAGAAUUACCAUGUAACUGAGCAACCACUCCUACCUACACAGCCAAAAGAACUGAAAUCAAGGACUCAAACAGAUACUGGUAAGCCAAUAUGCAGAUCCACAAUAACGGAAAAGUGGAAACAACCUAUGUCCAGCAACGGAUGAAUGCAUAAACAACAUGUGGUAUAUUCAAAAUACCAUGAAAUAUUAUUCAGCCAUAAAAAGGAGUAUAUUAGAACUCUGAUUUAAUGAGUCAGAUUACAUGCUACAUAUAUGUAACACAUGCUACAACAUGGCUGAUUACAUGCUACAACAUGGCUGAACCUCAAAAACAUUAGGCUGAGUUUUAAAAAGCCAAAUAGAAAAGGCCAUAUGUUAUACAAUUCCAUUUUUAUGAAAUAUACAAAAUAGGCAAAAGCCACAGAAACAGAAAACAGAUGAAUGAAUGCCCGGGGCUGGGAAAAUAGCAAGUGAUACUUAAUAGGCAUGUGGUUUCCGCCACAUAAAAAAUGAACAUUGAAAAUGUUCUGGAACUAGACAACAUUGUGAAAGUACUAAAUGCCAUUGAAAUGUACAUUUAAAAUGACUAAAAUGGAAAAUACUAUGUUAUAGUGUAUAUAUUUUACCACAAUAAAAAGUAGUAAAUAUAUGUAAGUACUUUUGACAUCAAAAAAUUCUAAUACAACCAUUAAUACACCUAUCCUGCUAUUUUUCUUUUCUACUUUCUUAAUAUUUUUGCUUCCAUUUAAGUUAUUCCUUCUUUAUGGUUUCCUUUCAUUUUGUUGUUCUCUUUCUAACUUCUUGAAAUGAACGCUGAAUUUACUCUUCUUUGUUUUUAAUAGACAUGUUUAAAGUUAUGAAUGUUCCUCUAUGUACCACUUUAACCCAUUAUCCAGAAGUUCUAAGACUACUUUUUUCAUUCAUAUUAUUUUUAAAAAAUAUUUAUUCUGCAAUUUAGGCUCUGGUUUUUCAUGAGACUAAAUUAACUAAAAGUAGUGUCCAAAUUAUGAGAAGUGAACUUUGCUGAUGAACCGAGAAUUAUUCCCAGUAACACAUUUAAAGUGGGAUCUUAAGUUGUUUAGAGAACGUCCACGAGAGAAAAUCAGGAGGGGAAAUGGAUAAUAAACAUAUCAGGGUAAGAGCAGGAAAAAAAGAUAGUGAUGUUUAACCUGAAGGAAAAAGGUCUGCAUUUCUAGUAGCCCAGAGCUUUCUGGAAUACUUGAAAGACCUCCACAAACACCUCUUAUGCUCUAGGUGCUGGGGACGCAGCAGAGACCAAGAUAGAUGUGACUCUGUCUUCAAGUAUAUAGUCCUUAAAUAGUACAGAAACAAUUGACUGAUUACAAUGAUCAGUGCUAGAGAGAAGCUGGGCUGCCCCAAGAAUAUAUCACAAGGAGGUCUAUCCUGGUCUGGGGGUCAGGGAGGCAUCCUUAGUGAAACAACUUUAGAGCUCAAAAGGGUAAGAGGAAACCAGGCAGGGCCAGAAGAGACAGCAUGAGCAAAGGUCAUGAAGCAAAGGAUAGCUGCAUGAACUAAAAAGAGUCAGUAAGUUUGGUACACAGGGAAGAAAAGGGGGAGUGGUGUUAGCCAAGCCUGGAAAGGUAGGCAAGGGCAAGAUCAUUAGUAUACAGGACUUUUGUCCAAGAGUGAUGGGAGGCUACUGAAGACUGGGAGAAAGGGUCAUGCUCUUGAAGCGUAUUCAAAUAGGAAGAGAGGAAGUCAAAUUGUUUCUGUUUGCAGAUGACAUGAUUGUAUGUUUAGAAAAACCCCAUCGUCUCAGCCCAAAAUCUCCUUGAGCUGAUAAGCAACUUCAGCAAAGUCUCAGGAUACAAAAUCAGUGUGCAAAAAUCAAAAGCAUUUCUAUACACCAAUAACAGACAAACAGAGAGCUAAAUCAUGACUGAACUCCCAUUCACAAUUGCUACUAAGAAAAUAAAAUACCUAGGAAUACAACUUACAAGGGAUGUGAAGGACCUCUUCAAAGAGAACUACAAACCACUGCUCAAGGAAAUAAGAGAGGACACAAACAAAUGGAAAAACAUUCCAUGCUCAUGGAUAGGAAGAAUCAGUAUCAUGAAAAUGGCCUUACUGCCUGAAGUAAUUUACAGAUUUAAUGUUAUCCCCAUCAAGGUACCACUGACUUUCUUCAAAGAAUUGGAAAAAACUACUUUAAACUUCAUAUAGAACCAAAAAAGAGCCCACAUAGUCAAGACAAAUCGGGGCAAGAAGAACAAAGCUGGAGGCAUCAUGCUACCUGACUUCAAACUUUACUAUAAGGCUACAGUAACCAAAACAGCAUGGUACUGGUACCAAAACAGAGAUAUAGACCAAUGGAACAGAACAUAGGCCUCAGAAAUAACACCAUACAUCUACCAUCAUCUGAUCUUUGACAAACCUGACACACACAAGCAAUGGGGAAAAGAUUCCCUGUUUAAUAAAUGGUGUUGGGAAAAUUGGCUAGCCAUAUGCAGAAAACUGAAACUGAACCCCUUCCUUACACCUUAUACAAAAAUCAACUCAAGAUGGAUCAAAGACUUAAAUGUAAGACCUAGGACCAUAAAAAUCCUAGAAGAAAACCUGGGCAAUACCAUUCAGGACAUAGGCAUGGGCAAAGACUUCAUGUCUAAAACACCAAAAGCAAUGGCAAUAAAAGCCAAAAUUGACAAAUGGAAUCUAAUUAAACUAAAGAGCUUCUGCGCAGCAAAAGAAACUAUUAUCAGAGUGAACAGGCAACCUACAGAAUGGGAGAAAAUUUUUGCAAUCUAUCCAUCUGACAAAGGGCUAAUACCCAGGAUCUACAAAGAACUUAAACAAAUUUACAAGAAAAAAGCAAACAACCUCAUCAAAAAAUGGGAAAAGGAUAUGAACAGACACUUCUCAAAAGAAGACAUUUAUGCAGCCAACAGACAUAUGAAAAAAUGCUCAUCAUCACUGGUCAUUAGAGAAAUGCAUAUCAAAACCACAAUGAGAUACCGUCUCACACCAGUUAGAAUGUUGAUCAUUAAGAAGUCAGGAAACAACAGAUGCUGGAGAGGUUGUGGAAAAAUAGGAACGCUUUUACACUGUUGAUGGGAGUGUAAAUUAGUUCAACCAUUGUGGAAGACAGCGUGGCAACUCCUCAAGGAUCCAGAACUAGAAAUACCAUUUGACCCAGCAAUCCCAUUACUGGGCAUAUACCCAAAGAAUUAUAAAUCAUUCUACAAUAGCAAAGACUUGGAACCAACCCAAAUGUCCAUCAAUGAUAGACUGGAUUAAGAAAAUGUGGCACAUAUACACCAUGGAAUACUAUGCAGCCAUAAAAAAGGAUGAAUUCAUGUCCCUUGUAGGGACGUGGAUGAAGCUGGAAACCAUCAUUCUCCACAAACUAUCACAAGAUCAGAAAACCAAACAUCACAUGUUCUCACUCAGAAGUGGGAGUUGAACAAUAAGAACACAUGGACACAGGGAGGGGAACAUCACACACCAGGGCCUGUGGGGGGUGGGGGGCUAGGGGAGGGAUAACAUUAGGAAAAAUACCUAAUGUAGGUGACAGGUUGAUGGGUGCAGCAAACCACCAUGACAUGUGUAUACCUAUGUAACAAAACUGCAUAUUCUGCACAUGUAACCCAGAACCUAAAGUAUAAUUUAAAAAAAAAGAAGAUGAAGAAGAAAGUGACAUGCUCAGAAUUACCUUUCCAAACAGUCGCUUUAAAUACAUUGCAGGAAUAGAUGACAAAGAGGAAAUGCUGGGAGUCUAGUUAAGAGACUAUUGUUUCUUCCAGAAGAAAGAAAUGAGUGCUUUGAACUAGAAUGGCAGCAGGGGAAAUGAAGCCAGCCAGGAAAUGGAACUGAGAGGUCUUGGGGACGGAAUUCAUUGUUCCUCAGGUAGAAACUACAUAAGAAGGCAGACUUUGGUACAAUUUAUACCAACAGCCAGUACUUCCAUGCCAAAAUGGAAGAGACUGCCCUUCAAAGCAAAGCACUCCCUUCCUUAGGAAGUUUCCUAGGAGGUACUGGGUGAUCAUAAGGUUACAUACACUGGGUGAGAAAUUAGACUUGACAGCAUCUAAGACACUCUGACCUCUCUUGGUUAAAAUCAACAGAAGUGUCAGGUCACCUAGAAAAUUCAGUGUGAAACACCUAGGAUAGAUAUAAAAUAUGUUCAUUCUCUCUCUCCUCUCUCUCUCUCUCUCUCUCUGUGUGUGUGUGUGUGUGUGUGUGUGUGUGUGUGUGUGUAUUAUCUCAAAUCUCAGUUUUCCUCUCUAUUCCAGCUGAGUUUCUCACAGAAAACCAUCACGGUAAACUACCGUCAGUGUUUUACUGCUUGUCAUUAGGUGUUGAAAAAUAGUUUCAUAUAUCUCUUUCUAGUCUUUUGUAUUUCUUUACGUAUUGAAGUAAAUGGUUUUACUCACUCGAACAUAUUAUCUUAAUUUUAGUAAAGAUUAGUAAUGUGCAUGCUCUGGUAAUAUUUUUAAUGCCAAGCAUGCAGACAUAUUUGCUAGAAUCUGGGAUUAUCUGCCUUACCCAUGGGAAGUCUAGGCAUCCUGAGCACAAACCCAAAUAACCAAGGCAUCACAGUCCACCAGGUACAAAACUUAAGUACAGUACAUGGUAGUAAAGGAAAAGUUUCAGAAACAUUAUCCUGCCAAUUCCAACCGUGAAGGAAUGCAAGCACCAUGCCAAAUGAAAGAAAAAGGAAAAAAAGCACAUGAAAAAAAUGCACUGAGGCUCAUAAAUAUGCUAAAAGGACAAAAUUAGACUGACCAAGAAAUGUUACCAACUGCUCUCAAAAUCAGAGUCUUCUCACUGCUAAAGUUGAGUAAAAGCCAACCAACACGAAGAAGACCAAGACUUAAAUGGUUUCCACCAUCACAAUUACUAAGAUGUGCAGAGUCAUCACUUUUUGUGAGUCAGCAUGGCUUAAAGUAGUAUUGACAAACAUCCAUUCAGACUCAAAGAGAUGCUUUCCCAUCCUGAUUAACUCAUUCACAAGAACUCCUUUACAUACCAACACCAAAGCUGCCCUGUGCAAUCCCUCUCUUGAACAAUACAACAGACACCUGUUUUUGUGCCAUAAGCACGGAAAACCAGGAAGAUUUUCUUUUUCCUUUUCUUGUUCUUAGUGUAACACUCAUUGACCUAUACCUGGGAUUCUGUGGAAAGCACAGGUGCAAGACAGUGCUAUGACAGAAGUAGCAUCUGCCAACAAAAGGACAGAAUUUAGAAGGAAAAGCAUAGGCAUUUUAUAAUUUAUCAAGAGAUGAUUAGAGGCACCUAGGAUGACUGGCUUAAAUGUUGGUUCAACAGUCUGGUGGCUGCGAAUUAAUUUAUGAAUCAUAAGAUGGAGAUAAUUCUAGUACCCAUCUCAUAGAAAGGAUUAGAUGAUAACAUACAUGUGAAGAAUUUACCAUAGUGUCUGGCACAUAUUAAAUGCUAUUAUUACUGUUUUUAUUAUGCCCUCAUCAAAGGACUAAUACCCAGAAUCUACAAAGAACUCAACUCAACAAGAAAAAAACAAACAACUAUGACUGUUUUGUUUGUUUGUUUUCAACCAUUAAAAACUGGGCAAAGGCCUUUUCAGCCGGAACGGCCAUCUUCCAGUAAUUUGCCAAAAUGAUGAACACAAAGGGAAAGAGGAGAGGCACCCGAUAUAUGUUCUCUAGGCCUUUUAGAAAACAUGAAGUUGUUCCUUUGGCCACAUAUAUGCAAAUCUAUAAGAAAGGUGAUAUUGUAGACAUCAAGGGAAUGGGUACUGUUCAAAAAGGAAUGCCCCAUAAGUGUUACCAUGGCAAAACUGGAAGAGUCUACAAUGUUACCCAGCAUGCUGUUGGCAUUGUUGUAAACAAACAAGUUAAGGGCAAGAUUCUUGCCAAGAGAAUUAAUGUGCGUAUUGAGCACAUUAAGCACUCUAAGAGUCGAGAUAGCUUCCUGAAACGCGUGAAGGAAAAUGAUCAGAAAAAGAAAGAAGCCAAAGAGAAAGGUACCUGGGUUCAACUAAAGCGCCAGCCUGCUCCACCCAGAGAAGCACACUUUGUGAGAACCAAUGGGAAGGAGCCUGAGCUGCUGGAACCUAUUCCCUAUGAAUUCAUGGCAUAAUAGGUGUUAAAAAAAUAAUAAUAAUAAAGGACCUCUGGGCUAUUAAAAAAAAAAAAAACUGGGCAAAGGACAUGACCAGACAUCUCUCAAAAGAAGACAUACAAGUGGCCAAAAAUAUAUAUUAAAAAAUGCUCAACAUCACUAAUCAUCAGAGAAUUCAAAUUAAAAUCACAAUGAGAUAUCAUCUUACACCAGUCAGAAUGGCUUUUAUUAAAAAGUCAAAAAAAAACAACAAAGUUGGCUUCGUUGUGGAGAAAAGGGAACACUCAUACACUAUUGGUGGGAAUGUAAAUUAGUUCAACCUCUAUGGAAAACAGUAUAGAGGUAUCUCAAACAGCUAAAAACAGAACUACUGUUCAACCCAGCAAUCCCAUUACUGGGUAUCUACCCAAAGGAAAAGAAAUCAUUAUAUUAAAGAAUCACCUGCGGGGCCAGGCGCGGUGGCUCACGCCUGUAAUCCCAGCACUUUGGAAGGCCGAGGUGGGUGGAUCACGAGGUCAGGAGUUCAAGACCAGCCUGGCCGACAUGGUGAAACCCCAUCUCUACUAAAAAUACAAAAAUUAGCUGGGCAUGGUGGUGGGCACCUGUAAUCCCAGCUACUCAGGAGGCUGAGGCAGAAGAAUCGUUUGAACCUGGGAGGCUGAGGUUGCAGUGAGCCAAGAUCACGCCAUUGCACUCCAGCCUGGGCAACAGAGCGAGAU
Pongo pygmaeus (Bornean orangutan) is the source of this 13443-nucleotide messenger RNA. Its product is annotated as large ribosomal subunit protein eL21-like. Bases 12260 to 12742 code for a protein of 160 amino acids. The transcript has a single exon. Gene Ontology annotation, biological process: translation. Gene Ontology annotation, cellular component: ribosome. The record is from RefSeq and is a predicted model, not a curated record. Gene Ontology annotation, molecular function: structural constituent of ribosome. Lineage: Eukaryota; Metazoa; Chordata; Mammalia; Primates; Hominidae.